GUGUUUGUCGGUGAAUUGCAUAUGUGUGUAACUGUGUACUGCGGUAAUGCUAUCAUUGCACCUGGACAAAAUGACAAUUGGGUUACAUUAAUUACAAAUAUAAUUUUUUUUUUAUAAAAAUAUAAUUGAUUUAUUUAUUGUUUGUUCAUUUAACUUUUAAUAAAAUCUAACAGUUUAUCAUAAUUAAAUUUAGAAAUAUAGUUUUUUUUUUCUUUUUGUUUUCGUUUUAUAAAUAAAAUUUAAAAAAAGAGCCAGUGUUGUUGAUAUUUGUGUGUUAAUUAUCAGGAUAUAUUGAAUAAUGUCGUUGUUUAAUAAGCCAAAAAGAAAUAUAAGACGACGUUCAUUCAAUGAGGAAACUGAUGACAAUGAAAAUAGGAUGGAGGUUGAUCAGGUCCAGCAAAAUAAAGUCAAGAAAAAAAAGGAUAAACCAAAACAGACGCUUCUUAGUUUUGGAGAAGAACUUGAUGAAGCUGAUGAUGGAGAGGUUUUUAAAGUCAAGAAAUCAUCUAGGAGUAAAAAACUGAUGAAACAACUUGAUCACGAGAGGAAAAUAAAAAAGAAAGGUGAAGAGAAAUUGCAAGUGGACUCUGAAGCACAUGUGUCGAUUAAAAACGACAAUGAUUUAGAAAUAAAGACAGAUGAUCUAGUAGUUAAGAUUAAAAAUACUGGACCUUUGAUACUAAAUGGAAGAGCAGCAGUUGUUGCUGGAAAAGAUGACUAUGAUUCAGAUGAAGAGGAAAAUUCAUCGAGGCAUACUUUCAAGUCAGCUAAAUCAGACUCGAUGAGGUUUCUUUUAGAAAGUGGAUGUAUUCCUGAUGCUGCUAUGAUUCAUGCUGCAAGGAAAAAACGUCAAAAAGCAAGAGAACUUGGACAUGAUUUUAUCCCUAUCGAGGAACCAAAAGAGGAAAAAACAACAAAAUCAAGAUUAGUAAGAGAAGAGGAUCAUGAUAGAAGUGAUGAUGAUUGUUCACAAGAUCGAAUGGACAUGACUGUCAACACCGAGGCUCGUGAUAAAGAAAAAAGAAGAGAAGCAUUUUUAGCAUCGCAAAUUCCUAUAAAACGUUGGUAUCCUAGAGUAACUAAAAAAAACCAUAAUUCAGUAAAUUUUAUAAUGAAAAAAAUUCUACAUCUUGCAGUUUCUGAUGAUGAGAGUGAACAUUGUAAUGAGGAAGAAGAAUGGGAAGCUCAACAAAUUAGAAAAGGAGUAACUGGUGCUCAGAUUGCAGCUGCUCAACAAGAUUCAAUGAUGCAACAACAAUAUUUUCAUGGUCACAUGAUUGGUGGGCAAAUGGAAAUGAAUAUGAUGCCUGUUCCACCACCUCCACCAUCAAUUCAACCUCCACCAGAUCCAACAAAAAUUGUUGCAAUUUCUCCUCAAGAAAUUGUUGAUAAAAUGCAUGCUAGAGUUGAAAAUUUAGUUCAAGUACAUCGUCGUCAUCAACAAGAUCAAAUACAAUUGCAGGAAGAACUUGAACAAUCACGCAAGGAAUCAAAUGAUGCUGAAAUACGUGCACCAGAGUUAGCACAACGCUUCAGAUAUUACCAAGAGUUACGUGGGUAUGUCACUGACUUGGUAGAGUGUCUUGACGAGAAGUUGCCAGAGGUGAUUGAGUUGGAGGAACGUUGGUUAAAGCUGUAUGGAGAAAGAGCAAAUGAAUUGAUGGAACGUCGUCGUCAAGAUACCAGAGAUCAAGCUGAAGAAGUAACAGCAUCAUUACGAGCACAAACAACACGCCGUGGUCCAGAUGAUGAAGCAAGAAUACGUCGUGCAACUGAACGUGAAGGACGUCGUGCAAGACGUAGACGUGCAAGAGAAGCACCAUCAUUAAAUAUGUCAAAACACAUUGAUGGUAUGUCAAGUGAUGAUGAAGUUACUGAACAACAAAAUCUUGCAUUUAAAAAACAAAAAGAAGAAAUUGAAGAUAAAUGUAAAAAUAUAUUUUCUGAUGUUAUGGAUGAUUUUAGUACUGUUAAAGGAAUUUUAUUAAAAUGUGAACAAUGGAGAAAAACUGAUAUUGAAGCAUAUACUGAAGCAUAUGUAUCAUUAUGUAUACCAAAAAUAAUAUCACCAAUAAUACGACAACAAUUAAUUAUAUGGAAUCCAUUAAUGGAAAGUGUACCUGAUCAUUUAGAAUGUACAAAUUGGUAUAAUUCAUUAUUAUUAUAUGCACUUGAUCGUAAAGAAACUGAGGAUACAUUAAAACAAGAUCCAGAUGUUAGAUUAAUACCAUUGACAAUUGAAAAAAUAUUAAUACCAAAAUUAACAUUAAUUGUUGAAAAAAUAUGGGAUCCAAUGUCAACAUCACAAACAUUAAGACUUGGUGGUACUAUUAGACGUCUUAUACGUGAUUAUCCAAAUUUAAAUGACAUGAGUAAACAAUUACAGCUAUUAUUUAAUGCAAUAUUAGAUAAAAUUAAAUCAGCUGUUGAAAAUGACGUGUUUAUUCCAUUGUUAACAAAACAAUCAUUAGAUAAAAAUACAUUUCUUCAACGACAAUUUACAAUGGCUGUUAAAUUACUUAGAAAUUUAUUAAGCUGGCAAGGUUUACUUGGUGAUUAUCAACUUAAAAAUCUAGCAUUAGGCUCGUUAUUAAAUAGAUAUCUUUUGGCUGGAUUGAGAGUAUUUUCACCAGUUGAUGCAUUAAAUAAAGCUAAUAUUAUUAUGAGUACAUUACCACGUGCCUGGCUACAAGGUGAAACAAUUGAACAACUUAAAAUGUUUGCUUCACAUAUACAAAAGUUGAGUGAUCAAUUGGAUCAGGCUAAUCCUGCUCACAAUGAAGCUUGGGAAUAUUCGAAAUCAAUCCUCAAGUUAAUCAAACCAACAACAUAAUUUAUAUAUUAUUUGUUUUUUUUUUUUUUUUUUUUCUACACAACUAUUGAUACUUUGUACAUCAAAUUAUUUAUAGUUAAAUUUUUUUUUCUAAAAUAUACUUAAUAAAAAAAAUUAAAUACAUACUUAAAUUUAUUAUUCGUUUUUCUUUUCAAAAUAUUUAAUACAAAAAACAACAAAAAACGUUAUUUAUAAUUGUAAAUAAUUAAAUAAAAAUAACGUUUAAAAAAUAAUAAAAA
This is a messenger RNA of Aphidius gifuensis, 3072 nucleotides long. Its product is annotated as PAX3- and PAX7-binding protein 1. The record is from RefSeq and is a predicted model, not a curated record. Gene Ontology annotation, cellular component: U2-type post-mRNA release spliceosomal complex; nucleus. Gene Ontology annotation, molecular function: DNA binding. Bases 299 to 2833 code for a protein of 844 amino acids. The transcript is spliced from 10 exons. Gene Ontology annotation, biological process: mRNA splicing, via spliceosome; spliceosomal complex disassembly. Lineage: Eukaryota; Metazoa; Arthropoda; Insecta; Hymenoptera; Braconidae.